GCCGGGAGAUGCGGCUGCGGAGCGGGUGGCUGCUGGCUGCGCUGUGCCUGGGCGCCGCCUUCCCCCUGCUGUGGUACGCGGCGUGGGAGGGGAGCCGAGAAGUGGACUUGCAACUCAACGCUGAAUAUUGCUGAGCAGUGCUGAUCUUCCUGCCCGUGUCCUUUCUUGUCAACCUCACAGCACUUGACGCUUCACGUGGCAAUUCUGCUAAGAGCGGGGUGCGAGCAGAGGUUCCAGCUUCAGCAAGCUGACUGCUCCUUGUGGCAGAAAAAUGAUAAAAGUCACCAGAGAGACAGUUGGAAAUGACCUAGACACAUACCAACACCAGCUCCUGGAACUUCGUCAAAGGCUAUUGUAUGCUGAAAAAGAAAAUAGUAAAAGAUCACAUGAGCUGAGCAGUGUCCUAGGUGAAAUAAAACAUAUUGUUGCAAAAAGAAUUAACUUGACGACAAAUCAUACAGAUGGCAUGAAAGUAUUAAAUGUCACUGGAAAACUCCCCAUGCAUCUUACAAACCUGUACUACUACCUACCUCACCUUCGAGAAUAUGAAGAUGCCAUUAUUCCAAACAUUGUUAUUGGACAACAGAGAACUGGAGUCUCACUGGUGAUGGGUAUUCCUACCGUGAAAAGGGAAAAACAAAGUUACCUGAUGAGCACUCUGCAGUCCUUAUUGUAUGGACUUUCUGAAAAGCAAAAGAAUGACUGUGUAAUAAUCAUCUUUGUAGCAGAGGUGAAUGCAGAAUAUGUUAACAGUGUUGCAGAAAGUGUUAAAACCAGCUUCCCCAGAGAGGUCCAGUCUGGUCUCCUAGAGAUUAUUUCUCCUCCUGCUUCUUACUAUCCAGAUCUUUCCAAUCUGAAGAAAACAUUUGGGGAUUCAGAGGACAGAGUAAGGUGGAGAACGAAACAGAAUUUGGAUUAUAGCUUUUUAAUGCUGUAUGCUCAACCUAAGGGAACGUUUUAUUUACAGCUGGAAGAUGAUAUUAUAGCCAAACCUGAUUACAUUCAAAGCAUAGAAAACUUUGCUGCUGAACAGUCCCAAGAGUGGAUGGUUCUUGAGUUCUCCCAGCUUGGAUUUAUUGGAAAAUUGUUUAAAACAGAAGACUUGCCACUUAUAGUAGAAUUUUUUGUGAUGUUCUAUAAAGAUAAGCCCAUAGACUGGCUUCUUGACCACCUGUUCUGGGUCAAAGUGUGCAAUCCAGAAAAGAAUGCGGCACACUGUGAAAAGGAAAAGGCAAGGUUACGUAUCCGUGCUAAGCCAUCUCUCUUUCAGCAUAUGGGACUUCAUUCAUCGUUGUCUGGGAAGAUACAAAACUUGAAAGAUAAAGAUUUUGGCAGAAGUGUGCUACAUAAAGCACAUAAUAAUCCACCUGCAAAACUGCAUACAAGUCUAAGAAUAUACCAGCAAUAUACCUUGGAAAACGUUUAUGAAGGAAAAGGCUAUUUUUGGGCUACAGCUCCAGUGGCUGGGGACUAUAUCAGCUUCACCUUUUUGAAGCCACUAAAAGUAGAAAAAUACUAUUUUAGAAGUGGAAAUAUGGAUUACCCUGGUGAUAUACUAUAUGACACUACUGUGGAAGUGUUGCCGGCUGAUGAAGCUGUAAGGAAAGGACUGGUUAACUACACUGCAACCAAAGACGGAUACUUAAAGAUAGGGGCUUUUGAAAAUGGAAUCGCAGAAGGCAGCAUCGAUCUGUCAGUAGGAGAAAUACUGGCUAUUCGUUUAUUGGUCAACUCUGAUUCCCCGGUAUGGGCAAUACUUAGUGAGGUACUGAUCAAGAUGUCUGAAAACUGAGAGAUGGACAAAGUAUAUUUUUGACACGUCACUUGUUACAGACUUGUUUGAAGACUUACCUCACAGCAACAAAAACCUGAGUGGAUAAAUAACAAAUCCAGACCCAAUACCGUGUAUUGGCAAAGAGUGGAGAUAAUUGUUAAAAACGUGUUAAAAUUGUUAAAUCUUUAUGUAACAAAUAUUAAAAGCUAUGAAAAACCCAAUUAUGUUAGAAACUUCCAUAAAAUGCUGCUGAUUAAGCUGUUCUGUAUAAAAAUUCCAUCUCAGUUGGACAACAUUAUAUAUUACUGUAAGCGACUGACAUUACAGGCAAUCUCAGGGACAGAACAGGACAGUAUAUUUCUAGUUCACUAGAACUAAAUAUAUAGACAUUUUGGGAGGAUAUUAAGGACAUGGUUUGCAACUGCACUAAGAACACUGGUCGGUUUUGACUACAACUGAAGGAAACAUUGUCAGUGUUUCAUGCAAGUACUUAGAACAGUCCACCAGAGAAAGGAUUAACUUACCAAUAUGAGAGUGGGUCUCAAACUUACCACGUUUUAGCCUUAAUGUAGCAUAAAGUGUGUUUCAUUUCAUUCUUUUUUAAAUGGAAAUUGCUUAUAAGCUACCAUUUGGAUACCUUGAAAGUCAAACAGGUAUUGUUUGGAGGAUUGUACAACUUUUCUGUGAUCUGUGCAUUAAAUUAACUCCAGGAAAUAAUUGGUAUAACACGUGUAACUAUAUUUUUGUAGGAAGAGUAUCUAUUUAAAUAAAAUUUUAUAUCCUGCCAUUUGAUAAUCAGUAUGUCCUGAUGCUUCUAUGCUGGUCACGAGCCAACUCUCACUACAAAUUGGAAAAUAAAUGGCAAACUGCAA
This is a messenger RNA of Gallus gallus (chicken), 2646 nucleotides long. RefSeq names its product alpha-1,3-mannosyl-glycoprotein 4-beta-N-acetylglucosaminyltransferase D (gene MGAT4D). Gene Ontology annotation, cellular component: endoplasmic reticulum-Golgi intermediate compartment; endoplasmic reticulum; Golgi stack. The transcript is spliced from 17 exons. NCBI's taxonomy places the organism in Eukaryota, Metazoa, Chordata, Aves, Galliformes, Phasianidae. Gene Ontology annotation, biological process: protein N-linked glycosylation. Gene Ontology annotation, molecular function: acetylglucosaminyltransferase activity. The record is from RefSeq and is a predicted model, not a curated record. Bases 272 to 1792 code for a protein of 506 amino acids.